AUGCCAUCCGACAUCUCUCCGGUCGCCGAGGACCUCGGUCCUGCAGAGAGCAAGGCAUCCUCGGUCCCCAGCCAGCAUGACCUCAACGAGAAGCCCGCCGUCGGUGUAGACGUUGCACCGGUUUACGGCGAUAAGGAGGGAGGAAUUGAUUCCAAGAUCAGUCCCGGCUCUACCGACCAUGAGGACGACCGCAACAGCGACGACGUCAUCAUCAUCACCGGUGCCGAUGCAGCCACUCAUCUUCUGCCACUUCGGGAUGACGGAGACCCGGCUUUGACCUUCCGCAGUCUCGUGCUGGCCAGUGUGCUCUCAUGUUUCCAGUCUGUCAUGUACCAGAUUUAUCAGUUUAAACCAACCGCUAUUACGAUCCAAGGAACCUUCAUCGUCCUCAUCGCCUACUUUGUCGGCAACGCAUGGGCCGCCUUCCUCCCGCGCGGCGAUAAGUUCGAAGCUCGAUGGAGGGCUAAAGGAGGACAGGGCAAGCUUCCCGCAUGGAUCUCAGCUUUCAAGUUCAUCAACCCCGGGCCAUGGACUCUCAAGGAGCACGCCAUCUGCUCCAUCACCGCUACAUCGGCUUCCAACGCCGCUGCCAGCAUCCAGGUUUUCUCUGCCCAGGACCUCUUCUACGACAUGCCGCUCAAGCCAGUCACCGUCAUCUUGACUGUCAUCUCCAUUGGUCUGUUUGGCUACGGAAUCUGCGGCAUCAUGCGUCCUAUUUGCGUCUGGCACGUCGACGCCGUCUACUGGAGCACACUGCCUACAGUCAAGACUCUCCAGGGUCUUCACUGGCAGGCCGUGAAGGACUCCAAGCCCCUGCGGUACUUCUGGUACAGCUUCACGGGCAUGUUCUUCUACGAAUUCUUUCCUGCCUACAUGUUUCCGUGGCUCAACUCCGUCUCAAUCCCUUGCCUAGCUGCGAUGAAAGCAACUGGCAGCAAGGCGGCUACGCUCACAAAAGUCUUUGGUGGAGCCACAAACAAUGAAGGAAUGGGCCUUUUCACUCUUUCGUUUGACUGGCAAUAUAUCACAUCCUUCCAAACAGCUUUGCCUCUCAAGCUCCAGCUCCAUCAGGGCAUCGGUUUUGCUGUUUGCUUCAUUGCAAUGGCUGGAGUUUACUGGGGCAACGCCUGGGACGCUAAAGAACUCCCAUUUAUGUCGACCAGGCUCCGAAUGGACAACGGCACAACCUAUCCCAUCGACGAGGUCUUUGUCGGCGGCGUGCUCGACACAGACGCCUUGGCCGAGUUCGGCCUGCCGAGACUGACUGGAACGUUUGCGUUUGCUCUGUUCAUGGCCAAUGCUGCUAUUGGCGCCUUGAUUUUCCACGUCAUCCUCUUCUGGGGAAAGGACAUCAUCAACGCAUACAAGAGCGCGAAGACUGAUCAGUUUGAGGAUCCGCAUCACGCCCAUAUGACCAAGCACUACAAGGAAGCACCUUGGUGGUGGUACAUUGGCGUUCUUGUCCUCAGCUUCGUCCUCGGUCUCAUUGUAGUGCUUACUCAGGACAUCACCCUGCCGGUGUGGGCCUAUAUCGUGUCACUGGUGCUGGGGAUCAUAAUUGCGCCCUUCAGUACCCUCCUCUAUUCUCGCUGGGGUAACGGCAUUGCCACCAACAACUUGUCCAAGAUGUUGGCAGGUCUUAUGCUCCCUGGUCGCCCCGUUGGUAACAUGUACUUUGCCGCUUGGUCGCACAAUGUAAUCCUUAAUGCGGUCAACCUGUGCAAUGACCUCAAGAUGGGCGAAUAUCUCAAAAUUCCCCCUCGUGUUAUGUUCCUCACUCAAAUUUACGGUACCAUCCUGGGUGGCUUCAUCAACUACGCCGUUAUGAUUUCCAUUGUCAGCAACAACCGAGCCCUGCUCGCCGAUGGUGAUGGCAACUCUUCCUGGAGCGGUGCCACCUUGCAAUCGUACAACACGAAUGCCACUUCCUGGGCAUUAGCCUCUUAUCUUUACAAGGUUGGCGGUCGAUACCAAUUGGUUCCAGUUGGCUUGGCGGUUGGUGCCGGCCUCGUCGUUGUUCAUCGCAUCUUUGUUCGCUUUGUCCCGAAGAUCGGAAACUUCUCGACCUGGGAAAUCAAUAUGCCUCAGCUGAUCCAAUACUGCGGUUAUAUCCCCUACAACGCCAGCCAAACUUGCGUUCUUUUCAGCCAGGUCAUUGCUGGAUUCUUCGUCCAGUUCUACCUUCGAAACUACCGCCCACGCAUUUUCAAGGACUACUCGUACUUGAUCACGGGUGCUUUCGAUGGGGCCAGUCUCUCGGCUCUGUUUAUCCUCUCGUUUGCCGUUUUCGGUGCGGGUGGUCCUUCAGUUCCUUUCCCUUCGUGGUGGGGAAACAACGUCAAUGGAAACUACGACCUUUGCCCUGUGCCCGAAUAGCCCAGCAGCAAAGGUGAGCGACAUCGUCUUGUGUCUGAUUCAGCGUACAGGUUGCGGGUUCUUUAUUCACAACAUUUGCUCAGUGUUCAGUUGAGAUCGAGUGAGCCGCAAUUCUUACCAAGAUGGUGUCUUUUCUGUACCUUUAUUGUCUGUAGUUCUUGAAUGCGAUGAUAUUUACUUAUUCAUGAUUCUUCUAUUAAAGCAAAUUAGGAAGUCUCAAGUUCACACUCUGCAUCCCUGAGAAGUGUCAUCAG
Molecule: messenger RNA, 2630 nt
Organism: Ilyonectria robusta
Lineage: Eukaryota; Fungi; Ascomycota; Sordariomycetes; Hypocreales; Nectriaceae
Product: OPT oligopeptide transporter
Exons: 8
Coding region: 1-2376 (791 amino acids)
Biological process (GO): transmembrane transport
Molecular function (GO): oligopeptide transmembrane transporter activity
Source: RefSeq, a predicted model, not a curated record